UGACGUAGGCACGCACACCCCCGCAUGGGCGUUCCGCCGCUUCCGGGAGACGCGUUGGCAAUUUCCUAAACACGACAACGCGACAAUUCAGCAGCUAGCGAGGCCGAGGGACGAGGGCCUGUGGUGUGUCUUCAUUUUUGGAUUAUCGCGACGGGGAAGCCAGCUAACCAAUUGACAGCUAUUUAUCAUGAACAGUAUGUUUUCUGGUUUUCUGUGGGUGGUGCCUCUCUGUACAUCUUGGAUCACCAUGGCACAAGAUUUUUCCCAGUGGUCCUGAUAUGGAUAAACAGAUGAGUCCCAAAUUUUCCUCAAAAGACGAAGAAGUGGAUUACUGGAAGUCCCAAGCCAUUAAAUAUAAGAAAAGCUGCCAUGACACCCAGGAGGAGCUUCAGGAGUUCCAGGAGGGGAGUCGAGAGCUAGAGGCUGAGUUGGAGGCACAGCUUGGCCAGGCUGAACAUCGGCUGCGAGACUUUCAGACUGAGAAUGAGAGGCUGAAGAAUGAGGUGGACAACCUCAAGGAAAAACUGGAGCUGCAGUAUGCUCAGAGCUUCAAGCAGAUCUCUGUGUUGGAGGAUGACCUGGGCCAGACACGAAGCAUCAAGGAGCAGCUCCACAAAUAUGUACGUGAGCUUGAGCAAGCCAACGACGACCUGGAGAGAGCCAAAAGGGCAACAAUUGUGUCACUUGAGGACUUUGAGAGCCGUUUAAACCAAGCCAUUGAGAGAAAUGCCUUCUUGGAGAGCGAGCUGGAUGAGAAGGAGUCCCUGUUGGUGUCUGUGCAGCGACUCAAAGAUGAAGCGCGGGACCUCAGGCAGGAGCUAGCGGUAAGAGAGAGGACCACAGACAGGAUGUCAGCGCCCAGCUCACCCACGUUAGACAUUGACAAGGCAGACUCGGCCGUGCAGGCGUCUCUCUCAUUGCCAGCCACGCCGGUGGGAAAAAGCAUGGAACAUCCCUUUGUUGGUCCAAAAGCAUUGACCAACGGCUGCGGCAACUCAUCCCUCACACCUUCAGGCAGAAUCUCAGCUCUUAACAUUGUUGGUGAUCUGCUGAGAAAAGUUGGGGCUUUGGAAUCCAAACUGGCCGCAUGCAGGAGCUUUGCUAAGGACCAGGCGGCAAGGCAAAACCUUGCCAUGGGCAAUCCCGCUCUCAUCAAGCACAGCACCUACUUUGACAAAAACAGCACUCGUCAUGGACUGGACCCCAGUGUUUUGACCUCCAUGACAGCUUCCAGAACCAUUUGUCCACCAAGCCUGCUGAGUAUGUGAGGUGAUGAUGGGAUAUAACAGGACACAUGCCACUGAGGGUGUGUGUGUGUGAGUGAGGGGAGUUCGCACAAGAGAGGCUCAACAAGGCACACUUGUCAUUUGUGCAUUCUUUCUCUCGCACAUAAACGCUUUUGCAGAAUGCAGCUCUUUUUACACUGCACCAUGUCUGAAUGACAUCGGCAACGUGUCACCCCUUGGGACGGCACCCCCAAUCUCCCACCCCAUACAUACACACACCAUGACAAAAGGUCCCAUUUGACCUCACUUCUUCACUUUCUUUACACAGUUCAACUAGUUAUUCCCAUCUAGAAUGUAUGAUAUUUUUUCAAAAGGGAUGUGUUCACGUGUACUAACUGAUGUCAACAGUUGUUUUAUAAUGCAGUAUUCUGUUGCAUGGGUGCUCACGGAGUGUGUGGAAUGUGUGCCAGGGGCGCUUGGCCCGACCCACACUUGACUGAAGUGAAUGUUGAUCAUUCAAGUGUAGUGUGUGUGAAGUGCUCAUUUUUUGAAAUGCAUUAAAUAUCAUUUUUAAUAUAUUUAUGGUACCUCAUUUUUAAAGUUGCAGCUGGCUCUUUAAAUUCAACAGUGCAUUUUUGCUACUAUACAUUUCAGUCAAGCAGCGAGGGAACACAUUGAACCAAAUGUUGACCAGGUUUCAUUUCAGAGCUCAAAAGCUCCUCACGGGUUCCUGUUGCCAAUUUUCCAUUUUUACCAUGACAAAUUGUUUCAUAGUUAUUUAAUGCUACAAAGUGUUCUUUGGCACAAAGCCUGUUUUAUUAUAAUGUGUUCCUAUGCUCAGUGUGUACUGUACAAUGCUUGCAAGGCUGGUUGUUUAGCCACCUUUUGGACAUGAAGGUCUUUUUAUUUAUUCCAAAGUUUGUAUGGCAUGUGUUUAAACAGUGAUGCACAGUGCUUAAAGCCAUUGUGGAAUGAUCUUGACAUUAAAUAAACAUUGAGAUUAACAGUGUU
Molecule: messenger RNA, 2237 nt
Organism: Doryrhamphus excisus (bluestripe pipefish)
Lineage: Eukaryota; Metazoa; Chordata; Actinopteri; Syngnathiformes; Syngnathidae
Source: RefSeq, a predicted model, not a curated record